Rhinocladiella mackenziei CBS 650.93 is the source of this 1566-nucleotide messenger RNA. RefSeq lists its product as uncharacterized. Lineage: Eukaryota; Fungi; Ascomycota; Eurotiomycetes; Chaetothyriales; Herpotrichiellaceae. Gene Ontology annotation, molecular function: zinc ion binding; DNA binding. Gene Ontology annotation, biological process: DNA-templated transcription. Bases 1 to 1566 code for a protein of 521 amino acids. The record is from RefSeq and is a predicted model, not a curated record. The transcript is spliced from 5 exons.
AUGAAUGUCGAUGGGACUGCGUAUCAAAUCGAAUGGACAGCCGUAGAUCCGACCGCUGCCGUGGACACUACUGAUCUACCUUCAAUCGACUAUACUCUCUAUUUGAUGAAUGCCGUGAAAUUUCACACAUGUCAGAUGUACAGACCGUUCGAUGACGAAGAGUUCACGCGCAAUUUGUACGAAUUUCAUCAACUUGGACUUGAAAAAAUCAACUCUUCUAGACUCUGGUUUGUUCAAUUCCUAUUGAUUGUGGCCCUCGGAAAAGCUAUGGUCAUUACGGUGAAAGAUCCUACCACCGCUCCUGGUUCACUAUGGUUCCAACGUGCGAUGUCCCUUAUGCCAGAUUUUGUGCGUCUUCAGCGCGAGUCCGCCCUUGCCAUCCAGGUUCUAUGUCUCGUGGCACUGUACCUCGUAUCAGUUGACAUGAAAGAGGCUGCGUAUGGAUACAUCGGUCAAGCCGUCCGCCUCUGUCUUGUAGACGGUUUACACCGCGACACACCCCGUCAGGCGAUGGGUGAAAAAAUGGCAAGUCACUAUCGAGAUAUCUGGUGGACAGUGUACAUUCUCGAUCGAAGAUUGUCGUCAAUGAUUGGUGCACCAAGUUCCAUCCAGGACGCAGAUAUCACCUGCCCGCUACCAGGCAUAGAUGAUGAUUCCCACCGAGGAAGAGUUCUGAACAUCCAUGUCAAAAUAUCGAGGCUGAUGGCUCAGAUAUUGAAUUCCGUAUACAGUGUUGAACGCCUUAGUCGACCAUUCGUUAAGAUCAUUCAAACUGUUCUGAGGGACAUGGCUGCAAUGGCCCAUGAAAUGGAUGCCGUGUUUACUUCGGCUGCCCAUGGGGAAAUCGGGGCCGUCUCAACAGUAGCUUCGCACAUCAAUUUGUCCUAUCACCACUGCAUCCUCCUGGCCACUCGACCGUUGUUGCUACACCUCAUGAUCGCUCGCCUUCGCGGAACCUUGGGCUCCAACGACUUAGAGAAGACAAUGUUGCCACAGACGAAGGGCUUGCUUGAUACCUGCCUACAGUCUGCACGAAUGACGCUUCGGAUUUUGUCAACUUUGUAUGAGCACCAUUUGUUGGAUUCAUUUUUACCCUUUGAUCUCGAGAGCAUAUUCUCUGCAGCUUUUAUCGUGACCAUGGCAUCUGCUAUCGUUCCAUCCAUGAUACCCGAUGUAGCUUCAUUCAAAGCCACUAGCUACCGGAUCCUGGACUACCUUAUUCGUAAGGGCAAUAUACCGGCACAAUUCCGGAAGCAAGAACUCCUCUGCUUAGAUGAGAUGAUUUUGCCCCUUCUCAACCAGGGCGACCAAGGCUUGUCCCAGCAGACUCACGAUCAUGAUGAAGUGCCUAAUAUGCAUCCUCUAGAUCUAGGACUGUUUAGUGGAUGGAGUGCAGCACCAGGAGAGGGUGGACUAAGUCCGUCCCAGAUGUUGAACAUUGCUGAUCAACUAGAAAACCAGGCCGAACAUUUGACCAGUAUGGAUAGAGCAUGGGCUGCAACCAGUCCGUGGGCUUGGUGGUGGGAGCGUCAGAACGACCCAGGAAAUCCUUAUCCUGCCAUUUGA